Cygnus olor (mute swan) is the source of this 6160-nucleotide messenger RNA. It is a transcript of the gene SH3D19, whose product is annotated as SH3 domain containing 19. The transcript has 20 exons. Gene Ontology annotation, molecular function: protein binding. NCBI's taxonomy places the organism in Eukaryota, Metazoa, Chordata, Aves, Anseriformes, Anatidae. The coding region runs from base 396 to 3320 and encodes 974 amino acids. The record is from RefSeq and is a predicted model, not a curated record.
AAACUAAAGUCUUAUUCAUUUUAGCUAAAGGGAGGGGAAGCUUCUAAAGCAUUAAAACAAAACAUGAAAUACACACUGUUUGGAAUAGAGGAAUUUUAAUAAAUAUUAAGCUUGCUGUGAUUUUACUUUUUCUCAGGCAGAACAGUGCAGUGUAGAAAAACAGUUUUAUGACAGAAUCAGCUUUUGUUUUUGCUAGUCAUAUGGUGUGACAGAUCUUUUAAGACUUUUGUGCUAGUGUUGCUAAAGAACAUGCAAGUUUUGUGCUGAUACUAUGCCUCCUUUCUCACAGAUCGCUCUGAAAGAAAUAAACCAGACUGCCGCUCUUCAGGCCAAGGACCCUUGUCAUCCAUAAGAGCAGCAAUCAAGAGAUCACUCAUGAAUAGUGCACAUCAAAAAUGCCCCGUGGAAGAGCUUCUCGGACUUCUAGCCAUAGUGAACAGCAGAGGGAUAGAAGGCGUCCUGAAAUUACAAUAGUUGCUGCUGAACCCCUCCGGCCAUCCUCCUGGUUUCCAGGUGCAAGCCCUGUCGCUCCUCAGGGAUUAGGAUUCCCUUCUUCUUCAUCUCAUGCUCAGUGGAGGACAAAUGAGCUUAUUCCAGCUGAGCUUCCACCGUCUUAUGAGCAGGUGAUAAAAGAAAUUAAUCAAGUGCAAGUCAAUACAACAAAUAACAAUAAUGCUGCUGCUUCUAGACAUACCACUACUUCUGCAACACAAACUGACUUUCCAGAGGAACUAAUCAGCCGUUUGCCAGCAAGUAAUGUAAAAAACAGUGUGCCUGCACACUGGGAAUCUGCAAGCUAUCCAGGGCAAAGUCCUCUGAAACCUCCUAGGCCUUCUGCAUCUCUCCUGAAUAGGUCUUCAGAAAAUGAGACUUCCUUAAUAGGUUUUGAAGUUUCUGAAGGUCAGAAGCGCCAAGAAAAUCCCAAUGCUGUGAUAUGUCCUGUGCCAAAGCCAAGAUCAAGAAGCAAUCUCAGACCUGUGGUCAAAAAUACUGAAAGUCAGAUAAGAGACAAUGGGGAAGAAGUGAACCAGUCUAACACAAAGAGGCAGCAACCUUCAGUCGAGCAGUCGUCUGUGUUAGAUGAUAGCUUACUAGACAAUCAUUUGGCAGUGGACAGCAUGAGUACAGAGAAGAGCCAAAAUAGUAUUGUUUCAAGGAUCAAAGUUUUUGAAACCCAAGGAACUAAUGAUACCUCAGGAUUAGCAAAGAAACCAGAAAUUGCGCCUCGUUCAUUCGCCCCAAGACCUGUACCUGCAAAGAAGCCAGUAGUUGCUCCAAAGCCAGGGCUAAGCAGAGUUUCGGGAGAUUGGGAUGCAUGGACAGAAAGCAAAUCAACACCUUCUUCCAAGGAAUUGCAGCUUCAACCUGAAGCAGUUGGGAACAGUGUUGCAACCAAACCUGAACUGCCAAAGAAACCAAAACCUGGCCUUGUAAAAAGUAGUAGUAGUGAUUUUCUUGAUACAAAGAGUGGAUCGGUUGCAGAGAACAGCGAUGGACAAAAGAAAUUUCCUGUUCCUGCUCCAAGGCCUCUCGUUCCUAAAAAGUCACCUUGUGCAGAAAAUCCUGCCUUUUCUUUGGCCACGCUAAAACCAAUUGCUGCUCCCCCACGGGCUCCUGUAUCUGCCCAAGAAAAAGUUUCCAAGUCUCUGGGGGAAUUGUCACCUGCAGCCAACUCCUCAGCACUCACUUUGCAAAGUAAACUAGAUGUUGAAGGAGAUCUGAUCAGUUUUGAUGAUGAUGUUUUGCCCCUGAGUCCACCUUGUGUCGUUAAAGAUAGCAUCAUUGGUGAAGCAGCAGCAGAUCCAUUCCAGUUCUUCUCCAAAAGUGAACCAGCAAAGGAACAGGCAGCUCAACCAGCUUUAGCACGGAAACCCACUGUUAUCCGAAUUCCAGCUAAACCCAGGAAAUCUUUAAAUGAAAUCCCUCAUGGCCCUCCACCACUUCCUGCUGAAAAGCCUAUUGGCAACACCUCUGACAUCACAGCAGGCAAACCCAACAGUGGUGACCUAGUAAAAAGAGUGGAGUUGGAUCAUUCAGAACAGGCUGGAGCACCUCAGCCAGAACCUGCACUACCUCCAAGGCCUGUGAAUGGAAAAAUUGUACCAGCUCGACCUCCCCCACCUAAAGGAGUUCCUGGAAGGCCACCUCCACCAAAACUCUCUGCAACCAAGACCUCCUCCCAGAAGGAUGCUCUUUCCCGAUCCACUUCUGACAUUGCUCCUGAUAAAAAGCCAAGCAAGUUCAAAUUGGGACCCAAGAGAACAAAGAGCCAAGUAUUAAAAAAUCAAGAUCCAGCUUUACCUCCUAGACCUAAACCAGGUCACCCCCUCUACAAUAAAUACAUGCUACCUUUGUCUCAUGGAAUUGCCAAGGAAGAUUGCCUUCCCAGGAACCAUGGGGAACCGUCCUGUAAGGAUUCAAACAACCCUCCAAAAGUUUCUGACACAAGUGCACCUCAUGCUGUAGUCCUGCAUGAUUUUUCUGCAGAGCAUGCUGAUGACUUGGACCUUCGUUCUGGAGAUACAGUUUGUCUUUUGGAGAAAAUUGAUGCUGAGUGGUACAGAGGAAAAUGUGGGAAUCGCACAGGGAUAUUUCCCGCCAGCUUUGUGAAAGUAAUUAUUGAUGUUCCAGAAGAAGGCAAAAGGAAAAAAAUACCCUGCUUGUCACCAUCUAUUAAAGGGCCAAGAUGCAUAGCACGAUUUGAGUAUAUUGGAGAUCACAGAGACGAACUCAGUUUUUCAGAAGGUGAAACUAUCAUCCUUAAAGAAUAUGUAAAUGAAGAGUGGGCCAAAGGAGAGCUUAGAGGCAUGUCUGGAAUUUUCCCCUUGAACUUUGUGGAAGUAAUUGAAGACCUGCCUGGAACAGGUAUAGGAGCCGCACUGAAGAACAAAGUGGAGGUUUCUUCUUCCCUUCUUCAGAACAACAGACACUCAGUGGAGUGGUGUGAAGCACUUCAUGAUUUCACAGCAGAAACCAAAGACGAUUUAUCCUUUAGAAAGGGAGACUACAUCCAGAUACUGGAACAAGUAGAUUCAGAGUGGUACAGAGGAAGACUGAAUGACAAGGAAGGGAUUUUCCCAGCAGUGUUUGUUCAGAUCUGCUCAGCCAGGGUAGAGAUGUCACAGUCUCUAGGAGGGAAGAAAAGAAAAGCCAAAGCUCUUUAUGAUUUUCAUGGCGAAAAUGAAGAUGAGCUUUCCUUCAAGGCAGGUGAUAUCAUAACAGAGCUGGAAUCCGUAGAUGAGGACUGGAUGAGUGGAGAACUGCAAGGAAAACCUGGGAUAUUUCCCAAGAACUUUGUUCAAAUUUUAAGAACACCAUGAAGUAUUGCCUGUCUUUAUACUCCCUAUAUGUGGGAGAGAAUGUUUUCUAGCCUGAAGGCACAACAAAAACAUCAAUGUAUUUUGACUAUCAAUGUUUUGCACUACUUUUUCUAGACAGUCAUACGAGUAUCUUGAAGUCAAAGGAGACAAGUCUAGUCUUUUGUGACUGUGUGGACUGUGUGUUUAGCCAUGCUUCGUGAAUGCUCUGAGAGCAAAUACAAGCACGAUUUUUAGUGGUUUCCAGCUAGGGAAAUACUGUGGUGCAGCACCAUUUUAACUUAAACAGCAUUCUGGUAUGUUUACUACCUGAUAUUACAUUUGUCAUGCACAAAGUCUGCAUAAAGUAAGCUUCCAUGGGCUUCUUUUAAAAUUGUUUAAAGAGUUGUUUUUAAUAUAUAACUACAGCACUCAGUAUGUAGAUCAAGUCUGAUAUUCAGGUUUCUUUACUGCUUGACUUCCACAUUAUCAGUAGAAUCCACUUAUUUUUAUGACUUAGAGGUAACUUAUCUCAUAGUAGAAAAAUAUCAGAUUUAGAACUGGUAAGAGGGAAAACUAAUGCAAAUCUUUGUGUACUAUUCUCCUAUUCUUAGCCAAGCUGCUCAUAUGGGAAGAUCAGAAAACAGAAGUAUUUUGCCUCUUAACUAAUAGCAUUCAAAUUGGUAUGAACCAUCUUAAACCUCUUCUCCCUUACCGUAAAUCUUUUCUAGGUGGAGCUUUAGUUGUUCAACUACCCGGUUCUUCUUCAAGCACCACCCAGCCCUUCUGUCCCAGCAGCAGUUAGCUGUGAUGGACAGCAUUUACUGGGCUUUUUCAGCUCCCCUCGUGCAGUAGCUGCACUAUUUCAACUAUUUGCCCCUCCACCCCUUUCAUGUAAGUGGAAAGCCAGUCUUCACUCAGUCUGCAUUUCAUUUGUCACUCAAGCACUGGAACAUACUUCAGUAACACUAUUCCUCUCCUUAACAUGAAGGAUAUUAUACAGCCUUGGUUUUAGCUUUCAGCAGACAUGGGAUUAGUUUUCAGUUUGUUACCACGUACCAGCUAUACUGAGCAUCAUUAUAAAUGGUCUGUCGAGGCCUUAAGGAAAAAACGCCUGGCAAACUGGUACAUCAAGAAGCUUGAACAAAAUCAUUUAGUAAAAAGCAGCGGUGCAACUUGAACAACAGAAACUGAGACAGACGUGACUGCGGGAGCUGAGCCUUCUGGCAGUAAAUUCCUUUUUGUGACACUUGCCUUCUGACAAAGUAGUUAAACACGCCUUGAUAAGCAACUAACCUCUGCCUGGAACAGGAAAAAUAGUGUUGAAGCCAGCUGGUGAGGGCGGCUCUCCCACUCCACUCACUGCACAUUGGUUCCCAUCGCAGCAGGCAGACACCAGGGAAUGGGCACUCCCUGUCAGGGUAGCCAGACGGGGCUUGCCUAAAGUGAGCGUGCAGGGAGCACGCAGCACAGCACCAAAAGAAGGGUUCCGGCACUCAUUUGUUCCGCAGAUCUCACCAUGAUGCCACAGUACUCACAAAUGCAGACACAGGCUUUAGCACUCCAAAGUUUUUUCUCUAGAAGCUUCACAAAUGUGAAGUGGUGUGUAUUUAAACUCAUCAGUCAUGCAGCUGGCAGAUGAAGAUCACAAAGCUUUAGUGAGCUGAGAACUGGAUUUUUACUUUCAUUAAAGGGAUUAACAUUAUAAAAACAAUUGUAAAUCAUGUACUGUUCCAGAAGAACGGAAACAUGACUGUUUCUACAGCUACUAUUCAGUUUUAAAAUCCCAGCAAACCUAUCCUGAACUCUUGUGGAAUUAACUUCAACCUAAGUCCACCUCUGCGAACAAUUCAUCCCAUUCUCCCAGCUCUCCUGCCAGGAGGUGCUAAAGGUUCUUGUUCAUUCAGAUAGAGCAGCCCUUUUUUCUUUCUAGAGAACUCUGACGAAAUGAAUACAUAAGAGAUUCCUGACUUUUCAACCAUAAACUUUCAGUGGACCGCCCUAUUAAACAGGCUUCUUGCGCCAUGGCCUGUGCCAAGACAACUCCUGAACCUCUUGCAAUCAGAGCACGAGGAGAACAGCAAGAAGAAAGCCACCCCAACAAGCAGAAUAGCGGUCGUCAGAAAACACAUUUAAUCUUCAUGAUGGUAGCUGAGGCUGAAGCGGAUGAGGCUUACUUACUGCUUGUCUGGCAGUUUUCUAAGAUUUUGAUACAAGUCUCAAGUUAGAACAGAUUUUUUUUUUUUUCCAAUCUCCUCACCCUCGUUUCUAUAACUGUGGUAUUGACCAGUUGUUUUUCUAACUUCCAUGGGAUGUUUGAAGUCCGUGCCUCCGAGUAGGUAAGACUGCUCUUCUUUCAUCAUCUCCUCCGAUUACGCAGGAAAGGAAGAGCAGCAGCGCCUUACAUUCAGUGCAAGGAGUGCCAUCUAAAGGCUGUUUACAUUACUGCAGACACAAGCUAUUAAAGUCAAAGAUGGUUGGCUUUUACAGGAAGGGAUUUUCUUAAGACUUGAUGCCUACUAUCACCAUGAAACUGCAUACAGAUAAUACAAUUUCUAAGGUGUACAGUACAUAAUGUGCAGAAAAGCAAGAAUGAAGUUGAGCACACAUCUUACCUGCAAUGUAGUAGCAAAUUUCAGCUGUAACCUUGGAAUUCAGCCAGAGCCCCAUAUGUUAGUGUAAUAGAAAAUGUUUUGAUAAAACAAGGCUUUUAUUGUUUGCCCCACCCUCUGGAACUAUCUUCAGGAAGGAGACUGUUCUGUGUACAAUUAACCGUGUGGUAAAUAAAUCUUUGUUAAGUCCGGUAAGUUUGUUAUGGUACCUCUGUAAAUUAAAAAUGUAUUUAACCAAUAAAUUUUUAUAAU